AUGUCAAGCAAGACCUCGGCAUUUGCGGAUCUUUUACAGACGUCUUUGAGCUCCCGGACAAUUUAUCUCAAAUGUGUCCCAGCCCCAGUCAGCUUUUUGGAGCGUCGCGGUAUUCUGCGCGCCGUCCAAAAACUUACCCAUGAAACUGUCGAGACAUUCAAGAAGCUCGAAGACAAUUCUUCAUUCGUCAUCGUCACCAACAAGCCAGGCACUGCCACUGCCCUCGUUAACGAUUCCCCCUUCAUGCGUGUCCUUAUUGACCAAGAUCCGAACGCCGCCUCAUCACCAUCCUCUUCAUGGGGGGCUGAAUACGACAUACGAGGAAGUAUAACUACUCCUGUUAAUCCGUACGCGCCCUCCAGGUUAUUAACAAGAGAAACACCGGCCUUAUCCGACCUUGGCGUCUCGUAUAAAGUCUUCACUCUACACAUGUUCGCUGCGAAUAAGACGUAUAAUCAUAAGGAGGCAAUUAGGAAAAACCCUCUCCACGGGCCAUGGCCAUCCCAUAAUGCUAGAGAAACAUUUGUGUCAGCCGCCUUGCAUAGGUCUAUACCCUCUGGUCCCAUGGCUCCAGCGUUGCGGGACUGGCACACCGCCAAUCAGCUAUCGCGCGAUUCAGUCAGUUUUGCAGAUGAGGGCGUCGAAGGAGAGCGUCGUCUGUUCUUCUCGGGAAAAAACGUCUAUCUUCAAAAGAGAACAAAUCCCGACUCCUUGCUCGGUGAAUCACCCGACGAUGUUCCCUUAGACUAA
Messenger RNA from Daldinia childiae, 750 nucleotides. RefSeq lists its product as uncharacterized. The transcript has 3 exons. NCBI's taxonomy places the organism in Eukaryota, Fungi, Ascomycota, Sordariomycetes, Xylariales, Hypoxylaceae. The coding region runs from base 1 to 750 and encodes 249 amino acids. The record is from RefSeq and is a predicted model, not a curated record.